Ostreococcus tauri is the source of this 1005-nucleotide messenger RNA. RefSeq names its product Carbon-nitrogen hydrolase. The coding region runs from base 1 to 1005 and encodes 334 amino acids. The record is from RefSeq and is a predicted model, not a curated record. Gene Ontology annotation, molecular function: hydrolase activity, acting on carbon-nitrogen (but not peptide) bonds, in linear amides. Lineage: Eukaryota; Viridiplantae; Chlorophyta; Mamiellophyceae; Mamiellales; Bathycoccaceae. The transcript has a single exon.
AUGCCUCGUCUACACACGCACGAAGAGGUCAUGUCCAACGUCGAUGCCAUUUGCGAUGUCGUUCGAGGCGUCAAACGCGGUUUACCAGGCAUGGAUUUAAUAAUCUUUCCAGAAUAUUCAACGAUGGGGAUUAUGUACGACAAAACAGAAUGUCUAGCUACGGCGCAAACGAUCCCAGGACCUGCGACGGAUAAAUUUUGUGCGGUAUGUAAAGAAGUUGGCGUAUGGGGCGUUUUUUCAAUCACCGGGGAGGUCAAUGAUAGCUCUGUCAAGGGAAAGGCGCCGUACAACGCGUUGGUGCUCGUCGACGACCAAGGGGCAAUUGUUCAAAAGUAUCGAAAAAUUAUGCCUUGGUGUCCCAUCGAGGGCUGGUACCCGGGAGAUAGAGUGUAUGUCUCUAGAGGCCCGAAAGGGAUGAAGAUAUCUUUGAUAAUUUGUGAUGAUGGGAACUAUCCUGAAAUUUGGCGAGAGUGCGCGACACAGGGCGCCGAGUUGGUGGUUCGAUGUCAAGGGUACAUGUAUCCCGCAAAAGAGCAACAAAUCAUGAUGGCGAAAUGUAUGGCUUGGUGUAACGGGAUCUACGUCGCGGUGGCCAACGCCUCUGGAUUUGACGGCGUGUAUUCUUACUUUGGACACUCCUGCAUCGUCGCCGCAGACGGCCGAACGCUCGGCGAAUGCGGCACAGAGGAGAACUCGAUGAAUUACGCGCAGCUUUCAAUUUCGGCGAUUCGAGACGCUCGAGCCAACGAUCAAUCGCAAAACCAUCUCUUCAAGCUUCUGCAUCGAGGGUAUACCGGCGUUUACGCCAGCGGUGAUGGAGACAAGGGUGUUGCCAAAUGUCCAUUCGAGUUCUACGAUACCUGGGUACGCAAUCCGGAACUCGCCAGAGCGCAAAUCGAAACAUUGACGCGGUCCACCAUUGGCGUCGCGUGUUGUCCAGUGAACGGAAUCCCGAGACCCGAACUCGCCGAACACGAUCCACAGAUGGAAGAAUGCUUACGUUGA